CUUGAUUGAGUAUGAUAUUUUUUAGAACUCUUAAUAUUACGUUUACAUUUCAAAAUUUUAAAUUAAUAAAAACAGAAAACAUAUUUUGCCGUUUUUAACAGCAAUACGAAAAUUCUAAAAUAUUUAACAGCGUCUCGUGUCUGAAGUGUCUAUUAUUCCAUUAUAAAAAUUAUUAAAUUAAAAAGAAAAUGAAAAGUGCGACAAUAAAUUCCGUAAAUUGUGAAAGAAAGCAACCUACGUCAAAUUAGAAUACUGGAAUUCAAAAAAGUUUAAUGAAAAAGAAAAGAUUCGAGAGCAUAAAACAACAACAUAAUUAAAAUAACCAACAGCUGCAAGACACAAUAUUGCACAACAGCAACAAUAACUUAUAUAAAAAUUAUCAUAUAAUGAAAGCGAACAUUUCCACAGCUGUUGCCACCACAACCACAAAUAUGUUACUUCAACAGCGAAGGCAACGGCGCCCGUGUGGCAGACAACGACGAGGACAACACCAUCACCGGCAUCAGCGUUUGCCACAGCCACAGAAGCUAAUAUUGGCGUUUGUCAUCAUCAUUUGCUUGCAAGGAAUAAAUUGCUUUCAAAGAUUCUCAGAACAGCCAAAGUACACGGAAGUGAAUCCGGGUCAGGACGCUUUAUUAACAUGCAAAGUAAUCGAUAAGCGCGGUACAUGCUCAUGGCAGAAGGAUAACAAGCCCGUUGGCAUUUAUGCCAAAAAAUAUGAAUGGGCUGCCCGCCCUUCUAGCAGUAGUAGCGGCGGCCUACAUCUGGACUUGCAUCCGCCGCCCAUGCAAAUUGGCGGCGAUUGUUCGCUUUGGAUACGUUCGGCGACGUUGGACUUUGAUGACGGCUUGUGGGAGUGUCAGGUGACGGCGAGUGAUUUUACAACACAAGAUGCCCUCACCAGUCAACCGGUGCGCUUGGUUGUCAGAGUUGUACCACAACGUCCACGGUUGGAGUAUGAGGGCGCACAUGUGCCGCCUGGACAUAACAUCACUAUUGACUCAGGCGCUUUGGCAACCGUUAAAUGCGUAUCGCACUAUGGCAAUCCACCGGCGACACUUAAAUGGUAUCUUGGUGACCAAGAGAUUCAACCGAUUCACCCGCAAAUCAACAACACGGAACCGGAUAAUCCCCGAACUUGGUCUGCCACAUCAGUUGUUCAGUUGACAGCGAUGCGUGAACGUCAUGGCGAUAUAUUGCGGUGUUUGGCCCAACAUGAAUCGUAUACGGCAAAAUCAGUGCCUGUUGAGGCACGACUGGAUGUGAAGUAUGCGCCAACCAUCCGUCUAAUUGGCUCGCCGGAAAUCGACUUAGAGGAGGAUAAGGAUGCGCUUAUCCUGCGUUGUGUUGCCGAUGCCAAUCCACCGGCAAGUAUUGUUUGGCGGCGUGCGGGUCGUUCGGAAAUCGCCAGUUUGCAGGAAACACUGCAACUGCGUCCUGUUGGCCGCCGAGAUGCCGGUCUAUAUACGUGUCAAGCGCAAAACUCUGUAGGCACCUCAGAGCAACUAUCAGUACAACUGGACGUUAAGUAUCCACCGAAAAUUGUCUCCGCCGGUCCAGAUAGACUGACAACGGCACCUCUAUUCAGUCCAGCUGCAUUUGAAUGUGUCGCCGAGGGUAAUCCCAUGCCGAGCUAUAAAUGGGUGCAAAGAAUCGCUCAUGGCUCGAAAUUUGUUGAACGCGGCAGCGAAUCAAGGCUUGUCAUCGACAAUGUUACAUACGAUUUUCAAGGUGAAUACGAAUGCCGCGCUACAAACUAUAUUAACGGACAAGAGCGCGUUGCCGUAUCGGACGCAAUUUCAUUGCAAGUUGUGGGAGCACCACAAGUACUACGCCCACAUCCAUCCAUGCACACAAUUUCCGUAAAACGCGGUGAGUCAGCCGUAAUGUCAUUAGUAGUCUGCGCUGAUCCACGGCCACAUCGAGUCUCGUGGGAAUGGGGCUCAUUACGUUUAGAAGCUGGUUCAGGCAUAGACCGUUUUCGCGCCGACGAUAUGCUGCAGGAUACACGCGAGGAUUGCUAUCUAUCGACUUUACACAUUCUACGCACUGAUGAACACGAUUCGCGUCCCUAUUAUUUGGUGGUGGAGAAUGAGCGCGGCUCCGAUCGUCAUGCCAUUCAUUUGAAUGUGGAGGGUACGUUUACAGAACCACUGGAGAUGAGCUACUUACUCGGCAUCGCUGGUGGCUGUUUGGCCGCGAUACUUAUUUUAAUCUGUCUUUGCAUAUAUGCGGUACGCAGUAAAAAAUGUUGCUUCAAGGGCAGUUCCGGCUAUAAAUCAUCAGAUAAAGACAGUGAGAAGGCGGAUUUGAAAUCACGUUCUGACAGUACUAGUGGACCACAGGGUGACUCGAUUUAUACCACACCAGCGGGUUUUCAUCAUCAUCAACAACAGCAACAACAGCAACAAUUGCAACAACAUCACCAACAACAACAGCAACAGCAGCAGCAGCUGCAUCAACAACAACAGCAUCAUCAUAUGCAAUCCGCACACGGAUCACCGGAGGCAAUGAAGGUACGAAUGGCUGCAAUGAUUUUACAGCCGCCAACUAGGGUCUAGCAGGCAAUUAAUAAUAACAAAGAGAAUAUCAAUAAUAAUAUAAA
Ceratitis capitata (Mediterranean fruit fly) is the source of this 2605-nucleotide messenger RNA. RefSeq names its product irregular chiasm C-roughest protein. Gene Ontology annotation, molecular function: cell adhesion molecule binding. Gene Ontology annotation, cellular component: cell-cell junction. The transcript is spliced from 14 exons. Gene Ontology annotation, biological process: cell-cell adhesion. The coding region runs from base 387 to 2561 and encodes 724 amino acids. NCBI's taxonomy places the organism in Eukaryota, Metazoa, Arthropoda, Insecta, Diptera, Tephritidae. The record is from RefSeq and is a predicted model, not a curated record.